Erpetoichthys calabaricus (reedfish) is the source of this 2944-nucleotide messenger RNA. RefSeq names its product dematin actin binding protein (gene dmtn). Gene Ontology annotation, cellular component: plasma membrane; actin cytoskeleton. Gene Ontology annotation, molecular function: actin filament binding. Bases 375 to 1607 code for a protein of 410 amino acids. The record is from RefSeq and is a predicted model, not a curated record. Gene Ontology annotation, biological process: cytoskeleton organization; lamellipodium assembly; actin filament bundle assembly. NCBI's taxonomy places the organism in Eukaryota, Metazoa, Chordata, Cladistia, Polypteriformes, Polypteridae. The transcript has 17 exons.
CUGCUGCCUGGAAAUGGACGCAGCCAGCUGUGCGCGCUGCACAGUGGUGUCGCACGCGGCCGGUCCGUCAGGCCAGGAGUGUCCGCGUGCCAGCGCGCAAGCCGCACAGCGCGCGCCUGCGAAGAGAAGCGCAACGUCAAACUGGAGUUAAUAUGCAAAGGGAUUAAGGAGUGUAUGUAAAACAAGAAGACGACACUGCUUUUUUUUUUAAUUCUUUUUGCUCCUUGGCACAGUUUUACGGUGACAAUAUAUACCAGCUGCAAAACAAAACAUAAUUUCUGAGAGAAAGAGGAAGACACUGGAGAUGACCUCCCAGCAAGGAACAGUAUAGUUUUUGAUUCUGUAAACACAAGGAUACUUCCAGAAGUAAAAGGAUGCAGAAGUCAACUCGAACAUCUCCAGGAAGUGUAAGCACUUCUCGAGGGCCCAGCAUGCCGGGGUCUCCUGCAGCAACUUUAGUGGCAAAGAUGGAUAACCAGGUGUUGGGUUACAAAGAUUUGGCUGCCAUUCCGAAAGACAAAGCUAUUUUGGACAUAGAGCGUCCUGACUUAAUGAUUUAUGAGCCACAUUUUAAUUAUUCUGCACUGGACAAAAUUGAUCUCCCCAGGAGUAGAGAGCGCUCAAUGUCCCCACAUUCCAUAUCUCCUCCACCUUCUCCUGAGAAUUUUGUUGGUAAGGAGCCUCGGGAAUGGACGGAGCAGAGGUCACCUGGGAGCACUUCUGUGACCUCACUGGUUCAUGGUCGCCCAAGUGUUGUGUCAAAUAAAAGCGGGGUCCAGCACUUUCACAGACCAGAAAAUGGCUCCAACAUAUACAAGAAACCACCCAUCUAUAAACAAAGAGAAUCUUCAGUAUCAGUUCCACACAGCAAACACAUAGAAGAUAUCAUCAUUGAGUCAUCAAAAUUUCCUGCAGCCCAGCCACCUGACCCAAACCAACCCUCCAAGAUUGAAACAGACUACUGGCCUUGCCCUCCCUCUCUUGCUGUCAUGGAAAGUGAAUGGAAGAAACGCACAUUGUCUCAGAGAACCAGCAAAGAAGAGGAUGAUGAAUAUGAUGACAGUGAUCUCACAGAAGAGAUGAAACAACUUCGGCAUUUACAGAGAAAGGAACUUAACAAGAUCCAAUCUAACCUUGGAAAAUUAAUACUAAAGGAAGAAAUUGAGAAGUCAUUACCCAUCCGACGAAAAACACGGUCACUUCCUGACCGAACACUUUUGCAUUCAGCUUCAUCUUCAAGCACUACCAAAUCUACCUCUCUCCCGGCCUAUGGCAGAAGCAGCCUCAACAGGCUACAGUCUGCUGAAUUCACAUCUCCUGAAUCUGAGAAAGUCAAGGGAGCGCCAAAUGGAGAGGCACAGAGAGCAAGAAUGGACAGGGGGAAUUCCUUGCCAAGUAUGCUGGAACAAAAGGUUUAUCCUUAUGAAAUGUUAAUUGUAAACAACAGAGGGCGCAGCAGACUUCCUCCAGGAGUGGACAGAACCAGACUUGAGCGCCAUCUGUCUCCCGAGGAAUUUCAACAGUUGUUUGGAAUGAAAAUUAAUGAGUUUGACAGGCUAUCACUAUGGAAAAGAAAUGAACUAAAGAAAAAAGUUUCUCUCUUUUAACUUGAGAAAAAAUAUAUAUUAUAACCAUCACCUUCACUCAGAACACGAAAACAUGCAAAACAAAACCUUAAUAGGACAGAAAAUCUUUUGCUGAUUUAAAGUCUUAUGACAUAAUUAAUCAUUUAUUCUUAUUAAUAUUUAUUUAGUAAAAGCAAUUAUGCUUUUAAAAUAACAUCAAAGACCUUAUAGGAUAAAGUUGCAAGGUGUGGAAUGCUCCCGAGUGAUUUUUUUAAAUCUCUGUCACCUCUACACAUCCAAUAUCUGAAUGUCUGCUAUUCAAAACUACACACAUACAAUAGAAGAAUGUAAUUUUUAUUUCACAUUUAACAGAUUCUUCUCAAACAUUUCAUCUUGAAAGAAAAAUAAGUUAUUUGCAUAUAACAAACAAACAGAAAGAAAAACAAAACUGUUCUAAUGUAUCGGACACACUUUCUUCCUUUUCACAAUCCCAUGCUUCUUAAAUUAACAGGGUGUUGUACCUUUUUUAAUUGAUUCUACAUUUGUACAGGAUAUCUUUGAUAUCAUGUACAAGAGAAAUUAAUUUCUUUGAACUAUUAUCCAUAUUAUUAGUUUGGAAUUGGAAUAAAAAAACAUAGAGAUUAGAACCUAUAUUACCUUCCAUUUAAAUUAUUUUUUCUUAAUCUUUAUUUAAAUAAUAUGAAUUUUGUUUUUGUUUUCUUCUGUAGUGCAUAGUGCUAUAUAUUGAUGAAAUAUUUGAUUGUGUUGUAAUUUUAAGAGAAACUGCUGUUUUGUUUUAAUUUCAUCAUAAAAGAUACUUCUCUAUGCAUCAGGGGCCAAUUUCAUUGCCGCUCACCAUGGCCAUUACACCAAUGCUGACUUAUGUUAUGACAAUAGAAAACAUGUUUGUCUACUGUGUGCAAAAUAUUAUUUCAUGUUUACAGCUAAAUAUUCUAUGCUUCAAAUGUUAAGUGACCAAAUGAUGUUAAAUCAUGGCUUUUGUCCAGUAGCUUUUUGUUAACAGUUUCUGGUUGCCGGUCUGACUUAUUAAGGAAGAAAGUGAUCAAUCACACUGGCCAGUCAACUUCACAUUAGGCCAAAAAGUUUCCCAAGGUUUUGUGGAAGAAUCAUCAUGGCAAGUUAGAAGUUAAAACCUGCCUUGCAGCUUCUUGCCAAAAUCCAGGACAGGUGGAUUGUAUGCACUGAUGUACAAUCAUAGAUGUUACAGUGUAUCCAACUGUAAUUUCUUAAAGAAAGUGGCAUCAAGAAGCAGAAAUUUGACUUGAUUCUCCACAAAGCCACGAAUCUUCAUGAAGCUGCAGUCUAUAUUCAGUGUACCUCCGUGUUGUCUCUCAGAAAAUAAAACAACAGAAGCUGAA